UGAGGUCUCUUGUUUAAUCGUAUUUUCAAAAAAAAAAAAAAUUCGAUCUGCUCUUAUGAAUGAGUUUCAGAGGUUGAUUUGAGGAAACCCUGAUUUGGCGAAUCAAUUUUUUUUAUAAACGUUGUUUGUUAACUGCGAUUCACGUCUCUCUCCGAAAUUAGGGUUUUGGGUUCAGUUGAAUCAAACGCUGUAAAAUUUUGAGAAUGUCUGACGUGGUGAUGAAGGAAGAAGACUGUGACACCUCGAGUGUUAAGAAACUCGAUGUUGUUCUACCAAGUUACAAGCCGUUUAAUGGAUAUACAUCACCCUUGCACUUUAUUUUACCACCGUACCAAGAGUUUCAUGGAUCAUCAAACACUGUUGGAGUUGGAGUUUGUGAACCUCUCAUUGAGGAGGCUGAGGCAGAGCUCGAAAACUGGCACCUUCCUCCUAGUUCUGAAGAGGAGGAUAUUAUUGAUGCUGUUCUACCGAUGGAUUUUAUGAUGUCACCACUACCAGAUGUGGACUAUUCCGAAUAUGCUCAGUUGAGUCCUCCUCCUGAAGUAACUUAUUCUCCCCCUUCUCCUGGCGGUCACUUGUUUUUGCCUUACGAGAGUCUUAAGGAUGCUUUGCACGCGGAGCCUCUGCUCUGCGCCAAAAUUGGAAUUCAUUGCUACAAUCUCGAAAACGGGACUAACUUUGAACGUUUGUGUGUGCCUAAAGUAGCUGAGCACACCGGAGUGUUGUUAUUAGAUGCAUAUGAUCUAGACAGAGGUUGCUCUUGCAAGUUUGAAAUAAAAGCUUGGUAUCCCACUGAGAAUAAAGACUGCUUCCAUGUUAUCACAUCCCGCUGCAGACCCUUGCCCCCACCUACUCCAGAGGAGGAGGAAAAGGAAGAAAGUGGAUUUGACACCCUUUCCGUGGAUGAGCUAUUCAAAGGCAACAUGCCCGAUUGGUUGCCUGGUGACAGUAAGCUGCAAUACUAUGAGAUGAAAGAAUCAGAGGUGGAACAAGCCAAAGAAUGGCUUCAGCUUUACGCUGAACUAGCCUGGUACUCCAAGAUGCAGACGGACCCGUACAUGUUUGAGUAUGGAAAGCCAUUUGAGCUGCAUAAGAUAACUGUUCAAACCAAACAAGUUGUUGACUCAAUGAAAAACUUGAAGCUUGAUAAUGCAGUCUUCUACAUUAGCUUCACAACAAGGUGCGGUGUUGUCUGCAAAGGUAUCAUCAGGAGAACAAGGGAUGGGAGGCCCGAGAAUUUAUCCCUUGAGGCCAAGUGUUUCAUGUGAUUGUUGGUGACGUAUUUCUUCACGCGUGAGACUAUGGGGAGAUCGUUAGAAGAGAACGGGGAGGACGAGAUUGAUACCAUUUCAGCACCAAGAUCAUUGUCUGCUAGUGAGUUACGUCCAAGACAAUAGUGAUUUGGUUUUUGAUAUUUGAAAUCACAUUCUCUAAACUCUUGUUGGCUUUUGAUGUUUGAUACUCACAUCCGCAUGUUUACUCCAAUAUUUUCUUCUUUUUCAUUUUUUUAAA
This is a messenger RNA of Raphanus sativus (radish), 1512 nucleotides long. RefSeq names its product UPF0725 protein At2g20620-like. The record is from RefSeq and is a predicted model, not a curated record. NCBI's taxonomy places the organism in Eukaryota, Viridiplantae, Streptophyta, Magnoliopsida, Brassicales, Brassicaceae. Bases 204 to 1268 code for a protein of 354 amino acids. The transcript has 9 exons.